Messenger RNA from Corvus hawaiiensis (hawaiian crow), 3414 nucleotides. Its product is annotated as basic proline-rich protein-like. Lineage: Eukaryota; Metazoa; Chordata; Aves; Passeriformes; Corvidae. The record is from RefSeq and is a predicted model, not a curated record.
AGCGGGAUCGGGAGCGGGAUGGGAACCGGGAGCGGGAUGGGAACCGGGACUGGGAUGGGAACCUGGACCUGGAUCGGAUCGGGAUGGGAACCGGGACCGGGAUGGGAACCUGGACCUGGAUCUGGGCCGGGAUCGGAUCGGGAUCGGGAUGGGAACCUGGACCUGGAUCGGAUCGGGAUGGGAACCUGGACCGGAACCGGAUCGGGAUCGGGAUGGGAACCUGGACCUGGAUCGAAUCGGGAGCGGGAUGGGAACCUCGACCUGGACUAGGAACGGGGUUGGGACCGGGACCGGGACCGGGACCUGUACCCGGAGGUCUCGGUGGAGCCCCAAACCCAGGAGUUGCACACUGGGGUGCUCCGCGUGUCCCACCAUGCCGCGGGGUCUUUAAGGAUUCCUUAAGGAUCCUGUGUGGGAUGAAGACUGUGGUUAUAGUGAGGUUUAUUCUUAUUAUUAUAUAAAGCUUUUGCAAUCAAACGAACUUAUUCUUGCACAGGAUUUCUGGAAUUCACAGUGUUUCUGUUACUCCCAUUUCCCUGCUCCGUGGGAGCUGGUUAUCCUCUUCUUUGGGGACACGCCAAGCCAGGCUUGGGUAAGACCUGGAUCCAUGGGGACAUUCGGCCACACUGUCCCUCCAUCCGGGCUGCAGCCGGAUUCCCUCCCCACACGCCAGCGAGCUAAUUGAUCCACCCAGCCAGCAAAUUGAUUUAUGGCAAUUAGGGACUCUCAUUAAGGGACCAGCUGGAGAGCCGGGCGUUACCUGCCCGGCGGGAGCAGCCGUGGGAAGCCGCCAGCGCACCACAUGGUGUUAGGGUUUUGGGAGGGUUUUACUUCACUUCGGGCUUGGGGUUUUCCCGUUCACCCCCUUCCGUUGUUGACAUUUGGGAUCAGCGAGUUCACCCCGAGGCUCCCUUUUCUCCCGCCUCCUUCGCUGACAUUUGGGAUCUGAGCUCAACCGGAACCUCCCUUUUUCUCCCUUAUCUCCUCCUCCCACGUUCCUGCAAGGUCACGCACUGUCCUCACCUCCAUGUGGAUGCAGGAAUUCGCAUGGCCGGGCGGACCAGUUCAGACCAGUUCGUUAUCAGAGCGUCCCAGCCAAACCCCCAACUGCUGCCGCGGAUGUUCCCGGGCCAGGGGAAGGAUUGGGAUGCAGAGGUGCAGGAUUGGGAUUCAGGGGUGCAGGGCUCUCCGUCGCACCCCCCUCCGUGCUCCAGCGCUGCUUUCCAGGACCUGAGGCUGACACCCCAGCGGAUCCCGGGCCGGCAGCCAGGACGGCCCUCGGGCAGGAUGUUCCCCCCGCCGGGCUGCAGGAGGGGCUUCCCCAGGGAGCCCGGCCCGUGGUGGGAUGGGCCAGGGCUGUGCUCCCCUCCUGGCCCUGAGGACGCCUGGGAUGAGCCACCCUGGGAGCACCGGCGCUGGCGGUGCCCGCCCCGUCGCAGGGCCCCUGGACCCAUCCCUGGCCCUGGUGACGGCCCUUGGAACGAGGAGGAGGAGGAGGACACGGGGUGGGCACCCCACGACUGUCCCCCGCCACCCCCUUGGGAUGACAGAGACUUCCAAGGACCUGAGGACGGCUUUGGAGAGGGCUGGCACCCGGAGCUGCCCCCAGAGCCCUGGCCUGAAUUCCCCGAGGAGGAGCAGCCCCCACCCUGGCCCCCCGCCGGCCCUCCACGGAUCCGAGGAGCUUUCCGGGGACACCGCCCGCCCUGGAGCUGCCCCCGCCGGGGUGGGAGACGCGGCCGCCGCCCCCGCAGGAGCCACCACCGGCAGCUGACCCUGGUUCCCCGGGUGUGGUGUCCCCGGCCCCCCCGAGAGUACAAGCCGCACUCCAAGGCCUCUCCUGCCCUCUCCAAGAGGAGCAAGCCGGCGGCCGGGAAGGAGCUGCAGCCCCCAGAUCCUCCCCAGCCCCUUUUACCCCUCCGAGGUGCUGCAGAGAGGCCGGAACAGACACAGGAUGUGCCAGUGGAAGGUCUGCCUCCUGGGAAUGUCCUGGAGCCCCCCAGUCCGGCUGGGAGCCCUCCAGAGAGCCCAGCUGCCGAUGCCCGUGCUGUGACCCCGGUAGGAGAUCCUCCUGCUGCCAGGGAUGCUCCCACGCCUGGAGCUGCCCGGCUCAGGGGUCUCUUUGGCCGCUGUAACAUCUCCCUGCUCUCUCCUCCAGCCCUCUCCCUCUCCACCUCGCUGUCUCUUUGCCAGGCAUGGGAUUUUUCCAGGUUCUUCUCCGAUUUCCUUUGGGUUUUAGCGCCCUGUCCGUCCCAUGCCCAUCUCUUCCCGGGACAGAUGUGUCCUCAUGCCAUUGCCUGUCCCCAGGUUGAGCUGGAAGCCGGGCAGACCCCUGUGGGCAGCCAGCAUCAGGAUCCCUGUGCUUUGGGAACAGAUCCAGCCCCUCCGGGGGAGAGCUCUGCCGGGAUCCAGGAGCACCUUGAGGUAGAGCCGUGCACUCCAGCUGUCCCCAAGGCUGGCGCUGGGGAUGGGUCACAUCCCCAGAGCCCAGCAGCCCCUCCGGACCCUGCCAAGAGGGAACUCCUGGAAUCCAGCUCCUCUGGAGAGGCAGAGGCUGAGCUCAGCCCACAUUGCUGGGAACAGCAGCCGGCCGGAGCUGGGGAAGCCGAGGCAGCAGCUGCCGAGGGUGGGCCUCUGCAGAGCCUUCAGCCACCUGAAAACCCUCAGGUCCCUCCAGGAGCUGCAGCAGAACCCGAGGCACAGCCCAGCCGGGCUUCUCCUGCUGCCUGCACCACACCAGAGACCUCCCCAGGGCCCCAGGACCCGCCCGGGUGCGGCGAGGCAAAGCCGGCUGUGUCUGGCCGGCACCAGCUGUGCUCCACGCUCCCCACACCAUUCCCAGCCGGCAUCGAUUUCCGCUCCGCCGCCGUCCUCGCCAGGAAGGCAGAGAUCGAGCUGUCGUACCAGCAGUUCAGCCUGACCAUCGCCGUGGUGGCCACGAUGCUGCUGCAGAAGGAGCCCUCGAUGGAGGCGGCGCUGGGGCUGGCGCUCAGGGCCAACCUCCGCCAGCGCCGCAUCCACCACCUGCAGGAGCUGGAGGAUUUCAUCGACAGCUACGACUCGGCCACCGCCAGCCUCUGAUGGCAGCCACCCCCUCCUGCCAGCUGGGUGGGGGGCGAUGGGGGCUGUGACAGCGCUUUGGGGUGCUCGGGAGGGUGCUGAGCCUGCGGGACAAGGUGGGAUGGACACAUUGGCAGCCCCACCCUCCUGGAGAAGGAGGGCGAGCAGGAUGUGUUUGGUUUUAGCCCUGCCCAAACCCCUGUAGGCAGCCAAAGUUUUACUGGUUUUACUGGAGGGUGAUGGCAGGGAGGGCAACAGUCCCUCUCCUCCAUUCCUGAUUCUUGGGGAUGUGUCCCCAAACCCCAGCGAGUGUUUUUGGGUUUAAAUCUAGAAAUAAAUCGUGUUCUUUUUGCA